CAACAAGCGUCGCAGCAACAGCAGCAGCAGCAGCAACAACAGCAGCAGCAGCAGCAGCAACAGCAAUCGACUGCAGCAGCAGCUGUGCCACCGCCGCCGCCGCCGCUUGCCUCCUUGGCAACGCUGCCCAGUCAGGCGACCACUGCAGCGGCAACUAUUUUGGGCAGCAGCAGCAACAACAACAACAACAGCAGCAGCAACAACACUUGCCAGCAACAGCAGCAACAACAGCAACAGCAGCAAUUGCAUGCGCACAACAACAACACAUUGCCAGCAGCACCGCAGCAACAGCAGCGCGGCACUCUGCAACAUCCGCCGCUGCCCAACAGCAACAUCAAGCAAGCCUCUGUCAAACUGAUCGAGGGCUACUCAGAUCCGAAGGACACGCGCCACCACGGCCAGCACAAGAAGGUCUAUCACAAGAAGGCCAAGCGUCGCUCGGCGCCAUUGCACAAGCAGCGCCAGCAUCAGCAGCAGCAGCAGCAGCUGCAAACCUUGCCAACACCGCGCGGACAUCAGCAGCAAUUGCAGCAGCAGCAGCAGCAACAGCAACAGUUGCUGCAUCGCCAUUCCACGUACAACAACAACAACGGCAAUCACAAGAAGGACAAACGCAACAGCCACUACAAUUCAGAUUCCUCGGCACCCAAGUCCUCUGACGAGGAGGCGGACAUAGACGAGGAGGUAGAGCGUACGGCACCGCCAGCAGCAGCAGCAGCCGGAACCGGAACUGGCGUCGCAGCUGGGGACUUGCUCAAUUCACCGGACAGCAUCUCGGAUGAUCUAGUCCGUCCGCUGCCCGCUCAACUGCAGCGCAGUCCACGCAAAUUGACGGUCGCCCAGGCGGAGCACAGCAAGCGACAGCCGUCGCCGUACUACUACUCGGACUUGCUCAAGACUCGCGACAAGGAGGAGGAGGGCAGGAAGCCGACGCUCGAGCGGGAGCGCGAGGCGAAGCAAAAGUGCCGCCAGUCCACGGCCAGCGAGCCGCCGCAGCAGACUCUCACGCAGCCCCAUCGACUGGGCGGCUAUCGCAAGAGCAGCAGCCUCGAUGCGCCACAAUCCCAGCAGCAACAGCAACAACAACAACAGCAACAGCAGCAGCAGCAAGAGGAGCAACUGCAGCCGAAGGGAGAGGAGGCAGAACUAGACAACGAUCCAGUCGAGCUCGAGGAGGCCACGUGCCUGACCGAGCAGUCGACGCCGAAGCGCUACAGCUUCACGGAGGAGGGCGUACGCAUCAUACGCUGUGAGACGCCCAGCACCAGCACCUCGGAGGAGUCCGACUGCAGCGAGUGCCUGAAGCGACGCGAGUGGCACGCGCGUGCCUUGGCGCUGGUGCGCAAGACGUGCAACGUCCAGCCGCGGCAACAGUUGCCCAUUGGCAGCGGCGAGUUGCAGUUGCAGCUGCAACAUUGCGACGCCGGCGAGGGGGAGCUGCUCAAGUGCUGUCCGCCAGCAAUCGGAGGAGUGGGAGUAGGAGUAGGAGGAGUGGGCGUGGGCGUGGGAGAUUUAGCGUGCGAGUCGAUGCCGCCGCACCGCCUGCUGGGCCCAGCAGCCGUGUGCGGAGCCUGCAUACCGACGCCCAACAAGACGAUUGGACUGGGCCACGGCGAUGAGGACCAGCUGGAUGAGCUGGAGGAGUACUUUAGGCCACGCAGCAUAUUCUACGUGCAUCCGCAUGGCGUGCACGAAUGCGUCGAAUGUGCGCCGCCAAUUAAGCUAGAGGAGCAGCAGCAGCAGCAGCAAACAACAGGCGUGAAAGAGCAGGAGGAGCAGCAGCAACAGGAAGAGGAGGAGGAAGAGGAGGAGCAGGAGGAGGAACGGGAGGAGGAAGGUGAGGAAUACGAUUCCGACAACAUGGCCAGUCGACGCCGUCAAAUCUAUGAGACGGCCUUCGAUUGCAAGAUAGCCAAGUCAGACGAUGAUCUCGAUGAGGUGGAUCGCAUCACCAAUCACUCGGUCUUGCUGCAGCUCAACAGCAAUACCAACAGCAACAGCAACAGCAAUGGCAACGAGCUAUCCGUGCCGUCCAAGUCGCUAAGCAAAAGCCGUCUCGAAUGCAAACGCGCCAAGAAUAGCAAAAAUCAGGCGCUGCAGCAGCAGCAGCCACAACAGCAGCAGCAACAGCAGCAGCAGCAGCAGCAGCAGCAGCAACAACAGCAGCAGCAGGAGUCGCCUGAUGGACAGUGUCAGGUGGUGCUGCAGGUGCAGGCAGAGCUCAGUCAGCUGCAGCUAAGCCAAACAGCAGAUCAGCAGAAUCAGAAUCAGCAACAGCAACAGCAGCAGCAGCAGCCGCAGCAACAGCAGCAGCAGCUGCCCACGCGUGGGUACACGCCCUCGCCGCCUUCGACGGCGCCGCUGCCCAUCAAGUUUCCGGGCAAGCACGAGCGCUACAUGAACAGCAUAAAGAGCGCACCGAAUCUGCCAGCGACGCAGCCGGCGCAUCCGCGACUGCGCGACUUGCGGCUGCCCUUGCAGGCAUCGCUGCGCCAGCACCAGCAGCACCAGCAGCAGCAGCAGCAGCAACAGUUGCAUCUGUGCGCGAGCAGCAACGACAACAGUCUCACCGACAGCGCCUACGUGAAUCCGCCCUCAACAAACUCGAACUCGAACUCGGCUGUUGCCUCCACCUCGGCUUCGUCGCGUCGCCCGCGCAGCUUUGUGCUGGAGUCGGGUCGCGUGCUGGAGCUGCGCCGCAGCGCCCAUCACCAUCAUCAUCAGCAGCAGCAGCAACAGCAGCAGCAGCAGCAGCAGCAGCAGCAGCAUGGCAAGCAGCAGCACUUGGCCAAGCCCAGGCACAACUACAGCUCCACCGAGAGCAUUGCCACCUCCUCGAGCGGCGGCAGCAUGGAGUCGUUGCGCAGCAGCACCAGCGAGGGCAAUCGCAGCACCUCCAGCUCGGAGUCGCGCCACUCCAGUUCGCUCAGCUCGCACAGCUCCGAGAGCAGCAACAGCAAUAGCAACAGCGCCAGUGCCAGCGCCAGUGCCAGCGCCAGCGCCAGCUCGAGUGUCGCCUAUCCGCUGCGCGCUCCGGUGCUGCUGCACUCCAAGCUGCACAUACUCAGCCCCAUAUCGGACAAGUCCUCGCAGGAGCCGGCCUCCGAGCAGUCGCAGCAGCCGGCGGCAACGGCAGCUGCCGCUGCGAGCCUGCAGCAGGAGGAGGCCUCGGCAGAGGCUGCGGCCGCUGCGGCUGCUGCUGGCAGCUCGUCUGUGCCUGUCCAGCUGCUGGUGAAGCAGCAGCGCAGUGGCAGCCAGCGGGCAGCGGCGGCGGCGGCGGCUGCGGCUGCGGCGCCCAACAAGGCGCUGCUGCACCUGGCCGACGAGCUGCUCGGCUCGGACAGCGGCAUCUCCUUGCACUCGCGCGAGGAUGGCAAACCAACGACUCUGGCGCUGCAGCGCCUGACGCUGCCCAAGCUGCAGCUGGGCAAUGGCAGCGCCGCAGAUACGUCCUCGUCGGCGGCAGCGGGCAUCUCCUCGGCGGCCGCAGGGGCUGGCGGCGGUGGCGGUGCAGCUGGAUCCUCGGCGCUGCCGCAGGAGCUACGCGACUUGCCCUUCGACAUGCCCAAGCUGCGACGCCGCAAGACGCUGCAGCAGGAGGCGGCCUGCACCUCGGGCAGUGCCACCUCCGUUGACCUAGGCGAUCUGCCCUUCGACAUGCCCAAGCUGCGCAGGCGACUGCGCGCCAACCAGGCGGAGAUCAAUAAUCUGCUGAUGCACAGCACCGAAUCUAGCGGUAUUUCCCAGGCAUCCUCCAGCCAUUCGAUGCGCGACGAGCAGAAGCUGGCCAGCAAGUUGGACACAGCGCUGUUCCGUCAGAAUCUGACAUUGAAUCUGAAUGAGCCGCGCCAGGUGAACAAACAGUUUGGCAGUCUAGAUCUGCGUGGAUUGAGCAGUCACAAGGAGCUGAACAUGAAUCUGGGCCAGGGCUACGUAACGGCUGUCGAUCUAAUAGAUGUGACCAUACCACUAGAGCGUCAAGGCUGGUACCAUGGCGCUAUCACACGUAUCGAGGCAGAGACAACGUUGCGUCCUUUGGCCGAGGGCUCGUUUCUGGUGCGCAAUUGCGAGUCCACCAAGCAGGACUAUUCCCUAUCGCUCAAAGGCGCCAAGGGCUUCAUGCACAUGCGAAUACAGCGCAACGAGGCGGGGCAAUAUAUCUUGGGCCAGUUCAGUCGACCCUUCGAAACGGUGCCCGAUAUGAUACGGCAUUUCUGUCUGAAUCGCUUGCCCGUCCGUGGAGCAGAGCACAUGUGUCUGAUUGAGCCGGUUAUAGCGCAGCUGCUGUAAACUAACAGAGCUGUUAACGCAACUAUGUUAACCUGAGAGAUGUCAAAGCCGCGCACGGCCAGAGAAAGCAACAUACAUAUUGAUAUAUAGCAUAUAGAGACAGCUCUAGAAAUCUACUCUUUAUACAUACAUAUAGCGUGUAUAUCGAUCGAUGUGCCGAUGCCGAUCCAUAUAUAUGCAUUAGUCUAUAUAUGCUCUAGUCUUAAUUACAAAUUGUUUCUACUCAUCUCACUCUGUUAUGCUCUCUAUGAAACUUGAUUUCGUAUCAAUUAGCACACUGAUUAUGUUAGAGCAGAGUAUUAGCGAGACACACGAACUAUGUAGCUUAGUAUUAAACAACAUGAGAGGAGGAAGGGGAAGGGGAAGGAGAAUGGGAAUGAGAAUAAGAAAGAAAAAACAAGUACGUAGCACUUUCAGACAAUACGAGAACAGAGCAGAUCGCAUAAACCAAAUAAAAUAUUUAUACACAAUAUACACGAUAUAUAUAAAUAUAAAUAUAUAUAUCUAACUAGAUCUAGAAAGCAAAAGAGCACUUGACAGUUGCUAGACGUAGUACAGACACUCACACACAUACGAUAUAUAUAUUUCUGUUUUUUUGUUCCAUUUUUUUUCGGUGUACUCGUAAACCACGAUAACAAUUUGAUAUCUAUUCGUAACUAGCGAUUAUCACGCGUAUAUUAAAUACUUGCAAAGUCUAAGAAUACUACGUAGAUUACACUAAUACAGCAAACCAAAACACAUACACACACACACACAAACACUCAGUGAUCAUGACUCACAACUCACAUUUGAAGCCUCGUUCACACGGCACGUUUACACGAUGUUUGCUUUUUUUGCGCUUUGUUCGUUGUCGACUCGAAAUGAAGGAAGAAGCUAACAAUUUGUUAAUUAAUUUUAUGUUCGAAACUAAUAUCUAUAUAUAUAUAUACACAUGGGUAUAUCGAUUAAUGUUAUCGAUAGUUAGAUUUAUCGUAACUUAUCUAGAAGGCGUAAUAACUUCAUAUAUAUAUACAUAUAUAUUUUUUUUCUAGUUUUAGGCCAGGCAGGCAAACGUAGAGCGCUCAAAGCGUUUUCGAUUAUUGAAUAUGAGUAGAACGAAGUCUAUCGACUAGGGCGCUAUCGUUAUCGUUAUCGAUAUCAAUAUCGUUUGGCAAGGAUAUAGCAACGCAUAUGAAAAACUUACGGUUUUAAGUGUUAGUUUCUAAUAACUCUCUCACACUUUCAGUCUCACUCUCUAUAUGUAGAGUCAAGCACGGGCUAAUUAAGCAUUAUAUAUAGAUCUAUAUAUAUACUACAUAUAUAAAUGUAUGAUAAUACAUAUAUAUCUAACACAAUAUUACGAGCAGUCAAUGGUUUUUUGGUUCCAGAGCAAAAGAAAACGAAGAAUGAGAAAAAAGAGAACAGAAAUGAAAGAGUUGGAUAAUUUCAGAUCUGACAGCAUUAUCUAUCUAUAUGUGCAAUAAAUGAGUUUUGUUUCGAAUGCAAAUUAUGUUUUUUAUGUGUGCCAAAAAGUAUUUAAGUAUUAUCAUUAUUAUUAUCAUUCUCAUUGUCAUUAUGAUUGCCAUUAUUCGAUAUAUUUUUAUAACUAGAGAUUUUUGUUAUUUGUUGUCUAAUUUGUAAGUCUGUCAACGCUGUGCAAUACGCAGACCAUUUUACCUUACCUUACUCUCUAUGCGUUUUACCACACUGCUUUUAUGUUAUGCAACACUGUCUCCAGUUAGAAAUGAGAGCCACAUCGAGUAUAUAUAUUUAUAUAUAACUAUUGAGUUAAGCUUGAUCCAGCUGCAAAGUUGUAAAUAUAUUUAUCUAUAUCUAACACACACACACACACACACACAUACAUCUUUAUACACAUAUAUACAAGCUAUACGAAAACCAAGAGUAUUUGAUUUGAUUUGCAAUACAAUUUUAAGCAUAAGACUUCCAUAUCUCCAUGCAUCAAAUUCAAUUUAAAAUAAAAAAAGCAAAAAUCUUAAGUAUAGCAAAAAAAAAAUAUUAUGUUGAGGCUUCCAGCAGGAGUAGGCAGUAAAAUGAAGGAUACAGCAGUAAGCGAGCGAGAGAGGAAGAGAGAGUGACAGAGAGAGAAAGAGAGAG
This is a messenger RNA of Drosophila navojoa, 6384 nucleotides long. RefSeq names its product SH2 domain-containing adapter heavyweight (gene hwt). Gene Ontology annotation, molecular function: phosphotyrosine residue binding. Lineage: Eukaryota; Metazoa; Arthropoda; Insecta; Diptera; Drosophilidae. The record is from RefSeq and is a predicted model, not a curated record.